Messenger RNA from Eutrema salsugineum, 1065 nucleotides. Its product is annotated as U-box domain-containing protein 36. The transcript is spliced from 6 exons. NCBI's taxonomy places the organism in Eukaryota, Viridiplantae, Streptophyta, Magnoliopsida, Brassicales, Brassicaceae. The record is from RefSeq and is a predicted model, not a curated record. Gene Ontology annotation, molecular function: ubiquitin-protein transferase activity. Gene Ontology annotation, biological process: protein ubiquitination.
AUGAGACCAGUCGUCAAUAAAACGGUUGACUAUCAGGGGCAUAACUGUCAGUGCAGAGAAGAUAUAUUCGAAAGGGAUUCAGGGAAGAAAGGGAUCCUCCAACUGAUUUCUCAGCACGGAGUUAAUAAACUUGUCAUGGGAGCAGCAGCUGGUAGAUACUAUUCGAUGAGAAUGAGAGAUUUACAGUCCAAGAAAGCUAUUUACAUUCGCAGAGAAGCGCCUUAUACUUGUCAUAUAUGGUUUACAUGCAACGGCUACUUAAUUUGUUCAAGGGAAGCUAUAAGAAGAGAUAACUUGUAUCUAGAAUGUGCAUCAUCCAAUUCUUUGAGCCAAUCCGAGAUACGUAAAGUAAGUGAAAGUAUUCCAAGCUCGAGUUUGGUGAAAGAUGAUGAUGAUCGGAUCAAACUUGCUGUCACGGAAUCUGAUCAUUCGAGAAGGGAAGCAAGUUUUGAGGCGUCUAAGCGUGAAGAAUCUGAAAAAUCUGCAGUUGAUGCAAUCAAAAGGGCUAAACAAUGGGAAAAUGUGUAUAUCGAUGACUUGAAAUGUCGGAAGGAAACAGAGAAGGCACUGAGAAAAGCAAAAGAAGAACUUGAAAAGAUGAGAUCAGAAUCCGAGACCUGAAUAACCGAAUCUAACAUGGUGAUAAGAAAGCUUCAAGACAAGUAUAGCUUAUCAAUGGAAGCAUUGAGAAGACUUAGAGAAGAACAAGAAGAUUUGAAUAAGAUAGAGCUUAGAGAAGUAUCAAAGCUGAAGAGUAACCGUAAGAACCAAGAACCGCCUCAGUACUUCAUAUGCCCCAUUACACAAGAUGUGAUCGAGGAUCCACAUGUAGCCGCAGAUGGUUUUACAUAUGAAGGAGAAGCCAUUAGCGAUUGGUUUGAGAGAGGACUCGAGACUUCUCCAAUGACAAACAAAAGACUUUCUCACACGAGCUUGGUUCCAAAUCUUGCUCUUCGAUCUGCAAUCCAAGAACGGUUUCAAGCUUCAACCUCCGGAAUCAUUGAACCAGAUCUUCUGCUUGUUGAUGAUUUAACCAUAGGAGCUUUAAGUCCUAAUAGUGGUUAA